GGGUGCGCACUCGCGUAGACACGCUCCGGCCAUGGUGGUGGUGGCAGCCGCGCAGAGCCCGGCCGCCGGGGCACCCAAAGUUCUGCUUCUGUCCGGCCAGCCCGCCACCACCACCGCCGCCGCCGCCGCCGCCGCCGCCGGAGCCCCGGCAGGCCGGGCUCUGCCGAUCAUGUUGCCGGGCCAGCGAGGGGCCAGCCCGGAGGCGGCGAGCGGGGGGCCGCCCCAGGCGCGCAAACGACAGCGCCUCACGCACCUGAGCCCCGAGGAGAAGGCGCUGCGGAGGAAACUGAAAAACAGAGUAGCAGCUCAGACUGCCAGAGACCGAAAGAAAGCUCGAAUGAGUGAGCUGGAGCAACAAGUGGUAGAUUUGGAAGAAGAGAACCAAAAACUUUUGCUAGAAAAUCAGCUUUUACGAGAGAAAACUCAUGGCCUCGUAGUUGAGAACCAGGAAUUGAGACAGCGCUUGGGGAUGGAUGCCCUAGUGACUGAAGAGGAGGCAGAGACCAAAGGGAAUGGAGCGAGGCCGGUGGCCGGGUCUGCUGAGUCCGCAGCACUCAGACUACGUGCAUCUGCAGCAGGUGCAGGCCCAGUUGUCACCCCUCCAGAACAUCUCCCCAUGGAUUCUGACGGUGUUGACUCUUCAGACUCUGAGUCUGAUAUCCUGUUGGGCAUUUUGUUCAACUUGGACCCAGUUAUGUUCUUCAGAUGUCCUUCCCCAGAGUCUACCAGCCUGGAGCAGCUCCCAGAAGUCGACCCAGAAGGACCCAGUUCCUUACCCACACCCCCCUCUCCAUCCCUGGGGACGUCAUCAGCCAAGCUGGAAGCCAUUAAUGAACUGAUUCGUUUUGACCACGUAUAUACAAAGCCCCUAGUCUUAGAGAUACCCUCUGAGACAGAGAGCCAAGCUAAUGUGGUAGUGAAAAUUGAGGAAGCACCUUCCAGUCCCUCAGAGAAGGAUCACCCUGAAUUCACUGUCUCAGUGAAGGAAGAACUUGUAGACGAUGACUUCAUUCCAGAGCUGGGUAUCUCAGAUCUGCUUUCAACCAGCCACUGCCUGAAGCCAUCUUCCUGCCUACUGGAUGCUUAUAGUGACUGUAGCUAUGAGGGUUCCCCUUCUCCCUUGAGUGACAUGUCCUCUCUGCUUGGUGUAGACCAUUCUUGGGAGGACACUUUUGCCAGUGAACUCUUUCCCCAGCUGAUUAGUGUCUAAGGAGUGAUCCAAUACUGAUGCCCUUUUCUUGACUAUUAAUUACACUGCUGGAGGAUAUAGCACAGAAGCCUGUGCUUCAUUCAAAAAGCCAAAGUAGAGGGUGUAUGGUCCUAGAGAAUUCCUCUAAAGUAUUUGUUCAAACCUCAUAGGUCACCCCAAGUAUUGUCUUUUGACAUUCAGCAGUCCAGGGUACACAGAUACAUUACUAUAAUCCAGAAUUACAGAUUCUGAGGUUGUACCUUUAUCUUAAGGGCAGUGGUUUGCCCUAAAGUAUUUACGUAAGCAUCACUAGAAAAGUGUCUUAGACAUGGAAUUAACGAAUGGCCCUUUAUCAUUUCUCUUUACCCAUCUUGGCAUCCCAGGCUUGCCUCCGAUCUUAGGUCCUUUAGUUUGCUUCUGCAAGCAGAGAGAACACCUAUUUGAGGGGGCUCCUUUUCCCUUAUCAUGUACAGUUCAAGUAAAGAUCAAGAAUCUUUUGUAAAAUAGAAAUUUACUAUGUAAAUGCUUGAUGGAAUCUUUCCCUGCUAGUUUAACUUUUGGAAGGUGCUUUCUCCAUUUAUUUAAAACUACCUGUGCAGUUAAAAAGAAGUACAAUGCAGUGUCUU
This is a messenger RNA of Eubalaena glacialis (North Atlantic right whale), 1815 nucleotides long. It is a transcript of the gene XBP1, whose product is annotated as X-box binding protein 1. Lineage: Eukaryota; Metazoa; Chordata; Mammalia; Artiodactyla; Balaenidae. Gene Ontology annotation, molecular function: DNA-binding transcription factor activity, RNA polymerase II-specific; RNA polymerase II transcription regulatory region sequence-specific DNA binding. Gene Ontology annotation, cellular component: nucleus. The record is from RefSeq and is a predicted model, not a curated record.